Plectropomus leopardus (leopard coralgrouper) is the source of this 589-nucleotide messenger RNA. NCBI's taxonomy places the organism in Eukaryota, Metazoa, Chordata, Actinopteri, Perciformes, Serranidae. The record is from RefSeq and is a predicted model, not a curated record.
AAAAAGGACAUUUUCAACUAUCAAACGUCCGCUUUGACUUUCAGAUACUUCAGCUGAGCUCUGGCACAGCACUCCAGUUAAAAAGAGAAAUGGGGGCGCUUCACUGGACGCCAGCCAGCCUUCUGUCCUAACCAGCUUCAAGAUGGACAGUACAGCAAAACAGUGGGCCAGAAAUACACCUCCUGUCCCCGCAGAGUCCCUCUGUCCCCCCAGCUCACAGGACGCCGAGUUUCCCGUGAGCGACCCGAGCGGCUCCACCAUCCAGAGACAGAGGAGGGAGCUGCAGCUGCUGAUGGCUGAGCUGAAGGACCGGGAGCGAGAGCUGAACGUCAUGGCCGCCUCCCAUCACAAGCAGCUGCACGCCUGGGAACAAGACCGCCAGCGGGUGCUCAGCCUGGAGCAGAGGUGCGCCCGUUUGGACGAUGAGCUGCAGAAGAGAAACGAGGUGAUCAGAGUCCUGACUAAACGUGUGUGGGCGGUGGAAACCCGGGAGGCGGAGGUCCAGAAGGAGCUCAGCGUAGCUCAACAGCAGCUCUGUGAGCUGGAAGAGAAACAUCAGAACAUCAGCCAAAAAUGUCAAGACUAUGAG